Molecule: messenger RNA, 1849 nt
Organism: Physella acuta
Lineage: Eukaryota; Metazoa; Mollusca; Gastropoda; Physidae
Source: RefSeq, a predicted model, not a curated record
GCGUCAACAGACUGGCAGAAAUGGCGCGAAUACCUCGUCUGCUCAGCCUUCUGCUCAUGUGUAUCGUCUGCUGCUCGGGUCAACUUGACCUCACACUCAAGGCCAUCGGCUCUUCCAUCGAAACUCUCCGGAACGAUGUCAAGUACAAGGACGGGGUCAUGGGUCAAAUCGUCAAACAGGUCAUGCUCAAUCGCUUCCAGGACGAAGAGAGGGUUCGAGCCGAGGGAGACUCUGGAAUCGUCUCAGUCAGGAACUACAACCUCGGCACCGACAACUUCCACACGUCCACACACAUCGGCUUUGGGUUUUCUGGCAUACAUGAUCACAGCCAGACAGCCAACACGCUGGGUAUGGGGGAGGUGACUGCUGUCCUGAAUGGCGUCCAGUUCCGGACCUCCCACAACGACUUCCAGCUCAGACGUCCUAGCACCACCUCCAGGACCUGGCUGGAGACGGAGCCGAUCCCCCCACCCCCCGUCCCACCCUCAGUCCUGAGUCUGUCCAACGUUACGGAGGCCAUUGCUGAGAUGAGGGAGUACUUCAGGGCGUUUCAAACCCAGGACACGACCAUUCGGGAUUACCGCCCUUACUUUAAACCCGUCCUGUGCUAUCUGGAGGGGACGUGGCUGGUCAACAUCACUGAGACGGACAACACGGACAGGGCCCGCACUGAGGCGUACCUGGGCUCGGCGACCAACGCCUCCCAGACCGUCUCCUCCCUGCCCUCGACGAUCCUCGGGAUUGAUGACGUCACCAACGAGCCAAUCCUGGGCCAGUGGUUCUACCGGACACUCUGCUACCCCCUGGAGGAGAACCUGCCUACGUCAUACUUCACCGCUAUCGAUGACAUGUCCUAUCGCUACCCACGUGGUCUGCCGUACACGGCGAACCCAACCACGCGUGGAACCCGCUUCCUGCUGGACGACAAGUCUGCUGAAGGGUACCGCGGCUACACGCUGUUGGACCGGCUGGUUGCCAGGAUCCCCGGGCUGGACAACGUCCCUGGCAACUUGUCCGAGAAAACUCUGGGCCUCAGGGACAUGAUGGACGCUGGGGUGGCCGGCGUCCUUAACAUUGGCUACUAUAACAGGCAGUACAGGGACCUUUUGGACGCCAUGAACCGUAAUGGGCAGAUCCGAGGCUUCAGUGACGGCAACAUGUUCGUUGCCAUGACGACACAGGAGCAGGUGGCGCCCCUGGUGGUGACCCAGUGCCCGCCCCUGGUCAGGUGUGUCAGACGUCAGGACAUCAGGGCCAGCUGGAUGAUCCCCCUCGAGGUCAUCUACAUGACCCCCCUGCUGGCAUGGAACCCCUACGGCGUGCGCUAUGGGGUUCCACAGAACGUGGUGACAGCUCUCGGCAGAACUGGCCUGGUCAGCACACGGGCCUACAACGGCACCAAUGACGUCACCUUUUACUGGACGCCCCCGCAGUUCUUUGCCGUCAGCACCCCCGAGAACAAUGACGUAGCAGAUUCCAGCUGGAGCAGCCGAUGGGUUCUGGACUCCAAGAACACACCCAUCAACCUGAUGCCCAGUGGCACACGGAUUGUUUUGCCGGAAAUUUCCGGCGUCGGUGACGUCCGGCUGCGCUACCCGAUAGCGCCCGUGCACGGAGAGGGGGGCGGGGUGUGGAAGGAGCUCAACGCCCUCAAGAGCAACCUGGCCCUGCAGAUUUCCAAACUGGCAGCAGCUUUUCAUUGAAGGAAUUCAUUGAUUUAUUUAUUGCUGAAGCUUUUCAUUAGAGGAAUUCAUUGAUUUAUUUAUUGCUGAAGCUUUUCAUUAGAGGAAUUCAUUGAUUUACUUAUUCCCCACACCUUAUGUCUUCGUUUUUGUCCUACCAGUUUAUG